Messenger RNA from Opisthocomus hoazin, 1782 nucleotides. The record is from RefSeq and is a predicted model, not a curated record. Lineage: Eukaryota; Metazoa; Chordata; Aves; Opisthocomiformes; Opisthocomidae.
GGGACCCUCUCAGCCAGUGUCCUGAACAGUCCAAUGUUUGCCCUCUGAAAGUCCCUGGUGGUGGUUUUGCUGGCCCCCCUCUUGACUUCACCACGAACCGAGAACUAAAUCAUUUCAUAGUCGCUAAGCCCAAGAUGGACUCCGACCACCACAUCACCCACCAGUCCUUCUCUGUGGGGUUCACAUGGUGUCUCUGUCUUCCCUUUUGCAGUCACGGGACAAGGUGUGCGGGAGAGGUGUCUGCUGCUGCCAACAACAACAUCUGCGGAGUGGGAGUUGCGUACAACUCCAAGGUGGCAGGUAUUCGAAUGCUUGACCAGCCAUUUAUGACAGACAUUAUUGAGGCUUCCUCUAUCAGUCAUAUGCCUCAAGUCAUAGAUAUAUAUAGUGCCAGCUGGGGACCAACUGAUAAUGGAAAGACUGUGGACGGACCUAGAGAACUAACACUGCAAGCAAUGGCAGAUGGUGUGAAUAAGGGCCGGGGUAGCAAGGGAAGCAUCUAUGUCUGGGCCUCUGGAGAUGGGGGCAGCUAUGAUGACUGUAAUUGUGAUGGUUAUGCAUCGAGCAUGUGGACAAUCUCUAUCAAUUCUGCUAUAAAUGAUGGACGGACAGCUCUUUAUGAUGAAAGCUGCUCUUCAACCUUAGCCUCCACCUUUAGUAAUGGGAGGAAGAGAAAUCCGGAGGCUGGCGUGGCUACAACGGAUUUGUAUGGCAACUGCACGCUGCGUCACUCAGGAACGUCUGCAGCUGCCCCUGAAGCAGCCGGAGUUUUUGCCCUGGCUCUGGAAGCUAACUUGGAUCUGACAUGGAGAGACAUGCAGCAUCUGACAGUGCUCACCUCCAAGAGGAACCAGCUUCAUGAUGAGGUUCAUCAAUGGCGUAGAAAUGGCGUUGGGCUGGAAUUCAACCAUUUGUUUGGCUAUGGUGUCCUAGAUGCAGGAGCAAUGGUUAAGAUGGCGAAAGACUGGAAGACUGUUCCCGAGAGAUUCCAUUGUGUUGGAGGGUCAAUACAGGAACCUGAAAAGAUACCACCAAGUGGCAAGCUGGUCCUCACACUUAAAACUGAUGCUUGUGAGGGGAAGGAAAACUUUGUCCGCUACCUUGAACACGUCCAAGCAGUUAUAACUGUGAAUUCCACUAGGCGAGGAGACCUCAACAUCAACAUGACCUCACCAAUGGGAACAAAGUCCAUUUUACUGAGCCGGCGCCCCAGAGAUGACGACUCCAAGGUGGGUUUUGACAAAUGGCCUUUCAUGACCACACACACUUGGGGAGAAGACCCCCGAGGCACCUGGGCUCUAGAGAUUGGGUUUAUUGGCAGUUUGCCGCAGCGAGGCGUGCUGAAGGAGUGGACACUGAUGCUGCACGGGACUCAGAGCGCACCAUAUAUAGACCAAAUAGUAAAAGAUUAUCAGUCCAAACUGGCCAUGUCCAAGAAGGAAGAGCUGGAAGAGGAAUUAGAUGAAGCUGUGGAGAGAAGUCUGAAGAGUAUACUGAGCAAGAACUAGUGCUGUUCUGCAUGACGAUGUCUUUCUUUCCCCAGAUCCCUCUACUCACCUUUCUAUUAUCCAGACCUGUGUUAGACAUAUUACAAUGAUCGCCUCUGUAGCCAAAUUAUCACACUUUCUUGAUUUUAAAGUCUUGUAAGUCAUCAGUAAGUAUUUUAAUUACCACUGAAACAAUACCUUUUUUUACUCUAAACCACAAAUAUACUGUCCCCCACUGAAUACUAUGUGUACAGUUUGUGACUGUCAAUUAUUUUUCUUCGGUGUCACACAAAUA